AUUGUCGUGGUUGGCUUGGCAACCUGCGCAGCGUUGUUGGGGAAGUUAGGGGACAGCACAAUCACUGCGGACUAGUUACACGGAGUAACCCUAUGCUAAUUCCUGCCCAGCUUUUUAAAUGCGUCUCUGUGGAUUUUGGUUUGUGUUAAAGCUAACACUGUUGAAGAAACUACAUAUAGUCUACCGAACGCAAAUGAGAGCCUUUUACACCCAGAAUGAGAAACAUUGCGGUGUCUGAGAAUGCCAGCAGGUGAAAGUGAAGAGCGGGCAAAGACCCGGGAAAGAUUCAAUGAAGUGUUCAAGAAGUACACUGAAACAGAGAAGAAAAAGGUGAAGAAGAAAAGCACUGAAACUCAGGAGACGAUUGUGCUUCAGAAUCUGAAAAAGAAUCUCAACCUUGAGAAGGACACAGAAGAUCAUGAGACCAUCCUGCAGAAUACAUAUCACCCCGAAGAGGGCAGCCCUCGCUAUACCAAGAAUAAACGAAGAGAGAGGGAAACGGCAGAAAAGGUUAAUGUCAACAACAGUAAGAACCAAGAGGAGAUUCAGACUUCAAAAGGCAAGAGGAAAAGUAAGAGGGACCUUCCCCCGCUGCCUGUACCUGACAACAGCUCAAGUUACAUCCAGGAGGAUGCAGAUGUUUCCAAGUCUGAGAUUGCUCUGGAGCCAGAUGACGUAGGUGGCGAAAAGGAAGCAAAGGGAAAAAGUAAGAAGGGGAAAAGGAAAGGAGCUACAGAGGCCAAGGCAGAGAGUCAGGUGGAGGAUACAGAGGACAAGCUGCUGCAGGAAUACCAGCAGCAGAUUGCACAGGAGGAGGACAGGACUUUGAUGAAGUCACAAAUCAAGACAGAGGAAGAGAGUGUUGUCUCCCCAAAGAUUUCUCUAAAUAAUGAUGUUGGGAAGAAAAAGAAGAAAAAGCUCAGAUCUGUAACUACACAGUUGGAAGAAGGGGAGCAAGAUAAAGAUGCUGGCCAAGACGCUGAUGUGGAAAACGAAACAGAAUUCAAAGGAAAGAAGAAAAAGAAGAAGAAACACAUUGUCAAAGAAAUGAGUGAAAGUGAGGCAGAAGUACCACAGAAACCAGCAUUUGAUGACAGCCUCGUGCUGGGAGUGUACAUCCACAGAACAGAUCGCCUCAAGAACGUCCUGCUGAUCUCACACCCCAUGGUGAAGAUCCAUGUCGUGGAUGAACACACUGGACAGUAUGUGAAGAAAGAAGACUGCCAUCGUCCAGUCUCCUCAUUUUAUGAGCAAGAGAACGUUGACCACAUUCUCCCCAUCAUGACCCAACCUUUUGACUUUAAGAAGAACAAAUCAAUCAUCCCCGAGUGGCAGGAACAGAUCAUCUUCAAUGAACGCUUUGGUUAUUUCGUGGAACAAAACGAUGAAAGCCCCGGAGUUCUUCUCUUCUUUGAAAUCCUGGACUUCAUAACCAUGGAAGAAGCAAAAACCAACGUUGAUGUUGACAAGCAUGAGCGAGGAUUCAGAAAGAUUGCGUGGGCAUUCCUGAAGCUUGUCGGCACAAACGGUGUGCUGAACAUCAACAGUAAACUUCGUCUCCAGCUCUUCUGCCCUCCACCUCGGGCAAAGAGACAACAUAAAACAAUUGAGGUGGUCGAAUGGUGGAGGAAGUACCCACGAAGCAAAUAUGCGUCCACCCUUUAUGUUACAGUGAAAGGCAUUAAACUCCCUGAGCAUGUGGACCCCAGUAUUCGCUCCAUGAUGGCCCUGCAGGAGGAGAGGGGUAGCACAUCCUACAGUGAGCUGCAGAAUGAGGUCACAAAGAGAAGCCUGACACAGCCACUAGACAGCAAGCCACCAGUACUGAGAUGGAGCAGGCUGCCCGGACAGGUCUGUCGGAUUCCCAACAAGCCCAUGCUGUCGUUCCGCGGUGGUCAGAUGGGCUGUUUCACAGUGCUCUUCUCUCAUGCUGGGACGAUACUGGCUGCUGCUUGUGCUGACAGAGACGCUUUCCCUGUCGUAGUGUACGAGAUUCCCUCUGGCAAAGUUUUGGCUGCCUUCAAUGGCCAUCUGAAAAUAGUCUAUGAUCUCUGCUGGUCCAGAGAUGAUCGGAGCCUCUUGUCUGCCUCCUCCGAUGGAACUGUCAGAGAGUGGAACGUGGAGAGGCUCCUGGGGACGGCCCAGAAGGUUCUUCCUCAUCCAUCCUUCGUGUACUGUGCUCAGUACCACCCCACGGCCCAGAACCUGGUGGUGACUGGGGCCUACGACUCUCUGGUACGAGUGUGGAGACUUGAUGUUGACGAUGUGAAUGGCCAGCUGCUGCAGGAGUUUGAGGGUCACAACAGUUUCAUCAACACAGUUUGUUUUGACACUGAAGGAAGGAGAAUGUUCUCUGCGGACAACACAGGCGUGAUCAUUGUGUGGAGAACAUCAGUAAAUGAGGGCAAGCAGCGUCAGCCAUGUCAUCACUGGUGCAUAGAAAAGAAAGUUGACGAGAGUGACCUCAGCGGUAUCCCCAUCAACAUGCUGCAACUCCACCCAAACGGGCGGUGCCUGCUCAUCCAUGCCAAAGACAGUGUCCUGAGAAUGAUGGAUUUGAGAAUCCUGGCUGUGAAGAAGUACACUGGAGCCACAAACUACAGAGAGAGGAUCUACAGCACUUUCACACCAUGUGGGAACUUCAUCUUCUCAGGUAGCGAGGAUGGGAUGGCAUACGUCUGGAAUACAGACACAGGUGACCAAGUUGCAGUCUACUCUGAGCUUUGUUACUCCACCGCCCUCCAUGGCGUGACGUUCCACCCUCACGAAAAUAUGGUCGCUUUCUGUGCCUUCGGCCAGAGCCAGCCCGUCCAUGUAUACCUGUACGAUCGCAAAGUGUCCCAGCUGGAGGCGCACAACAUGAAGGCAGCGUCGGCCACGAGCAGAUCAGCUUCUGCAGACACCAAAACCUUCAGAAACACGCCAGACCCCCAAGCGUUACAGGACACGUCCGCUGCCUCUGCCUUGGAUCAGUUUGCCCAAGCAACAAGACUUGCUCUGAAAAUGCAGUGUGUUAAGGAGCAGCUGGAUUCCGUACUUGAACCACAUCAGAGGUCUUCAUCUUCUGGAUACAUUUAUGACCAAGACAAAAUCGGGAUUACUCACACAGGGAGGAGUCUGACGUUAGAUUCUGGCACCACGGGAUUAAAUGCUUCGUUACCUCCUCCGUCUCUCCUGUCGCCGCACUCCAAGCUGCAGCUGUCUGGUUCCCUAGCGGAGCAGCUUAUCCCCCAGGCAGCUCUGAGCACCCAAAACCGCGGGUUCAGUCCAGUCAGUCAACGUCUGAAAGGAGCUUCGUCUUUCAGGUUGCAGUCGCCCCUUCCUGACCACAUUUCUUCAGGCGUCCACGUGGGGACCGACUCUGCCCCCGUUCAACAAGUAGUUGUCUCCUUGUAUGACUACAGAGCUAAUCGUUCGGAUGAACUGACCAUACAGCGCGGUGAUGUCAUCCAAGUGCUGUACAAAGACAACGACAACUGGUGGUUCGGGCGUCUGGCCAACGGGCAGCAGGGUUAUUUUCUUGCUUCUUAUGUAGCAGAUCAAAGAGAUUUCCAUGAAGAGGCAACUCAGUCCAUAGACGCACAUACAGCCUUGUCUGAGGGGACUUUUGACAGGUCAACACCAACCAGGGUAUCUGCUGCAAUUAGUUCUUCUGGGGAACUAAGGUUUCUUUCUGAGCCGACCCUUUCUGACACCGAACCAGAGUUGGCUGAUGCCAGAACUAGAAGGAAAAAGAAGGUGAAAAAGCCUGGAGUCCUUGCACCUUCACUUCAAGCCACAUUUUCAGAUGCAGAUGCUUCGGCGUCGACCAGCACCAGGAGGAGAGGCACAUCCGCGGGCAGACCUCUCCCUAAGAGGCCAACAGGCCGGACUAACAGUGCCUUUGAGCCCGACACAUGAACCCUUGGACGUGUUUGUUUUCGAGCCUGCUUUGAUCUGAAUUCAUUUUUCCUAUUAAACCAGUUUUUCUUGCAGUUGUGCUGUAUUUUUAUCUUUCUUUUUUACAUAUGGACAGUCAGUAUAUUCAUAUUCUAUAUUUUAGGCAAAUUGAUCAGUAAAAUGCUCAAGUUGUACAGUUCUAGCAGUUCUUGUUGUAUGUUUCAUAUAUUUAUUGACAUAAAUAUAAACUGAAUAUUGUGUACAUUUUUGAAGAUACAAAACAAACAUUUGUAAUAUUCUGGUUCUAUUUUCUUAGCCUGUAAGAAAUUGACAAGGAUUGUUAUCUGCCAUUUUGCAGCUAUAACAAAACAUUCAAUCAUUAUUCAUUUCCAGAUAUUUUGUUAAUGCAUUUAUACAAAUCAUAUGUACAGUCACAUAUUUGAUAUAUUAAAUAAAUAUACUUCAGGGCUAUUUUGAUCAUGUUUGCCGUACAUUUAUUGAGUGGAACAAUGCUGAUAUGGUGUUAUGUUUUCUGCUUGUUGUAAAUUUUAAUAUAAUGAAAAAUAUAUUAGAAAGAAUUAUUUGAGCUAGUUACCCAUAAAUUAACACUGACAUGUUGGGCUAAUAAUUUUAGACAUUAAUGUUGAGAUGUACAGAAGACUUUUUUCAAGAUUAUAAUAUCAACAGGAUAUUCAUUAGUUUUUAUUGUGACAAAUUUGGAAAUUAUAGAAUACAGUUAAUGUAACUUUAACUAACUUAACUUAGUAACUUAGUCUGCCAAAUAAAAUACUGUAUGAGCAGAUUAAACUUACAGGCACACACACAAAUAGUGUGAAUGAACACAGGAGUGAGUGCUUUUUAUUUACAUAUGGGCUGUUUUUAUUAUAAUCAGUAGAAAAAUUAAGACACACAAACUGUGACACAAUCCUCCUGAUCAUAUUGAAUUACACCCGAUAACGUGAGAGGUUCACUCUAACCUGUUUCACCAGCGCAUUACUUCUUUCAUGUUUCAUUGAAGGUGGUCAGCAGCUCUCGACAUGUGACACGUCAACACAAAAUCCAAGUCAUGUGAUGUAGAAAAAUAAGAUCAUUAAUACAGUCGAACAAAAGGCACACUUAUUUUAUGAUCUGGACUUUGAAAGGACUUUGAAUGUCCUGUGAUCUGAAGUGAUCGACUACACUCGUUCACGUUACGUCCAUCCAACGUGCACAUGAAGAAAUGAUUGAUUUAAAUUCUAUUGUACCUACUUAAAAUCAGUCAUAUAGAUAUGCUACUGUGUUUUAGGCUUUUAGGCUGUACUCAGUACAAACAUUUUCAAAUACAGUUCAUAUAAAUAUGAUACAAUUAAAUCAAAAUAAAACAUGUUUCUAAGACCCAAGUAAAAAUUAUUAUGAUUAUGAUGUAAGCAACAUCAAAAAUUAAUAAUU
This is a messenger RNA of Scatophagus argus, 5307 nucleotides long. It is a transcript of the gene ahi1, whose product is annotated as Abelson helper integration site 1. NCBI's taxonomy places the organism in Eukaryota, Metazoa, Chordata, Actinopteri, Scatophagidae. The transcript has 27 exons. Bases 241 to 3900 code for a protein of 1219 amino acids. Gene Ontology annotation, molecular function: protein binding. Gene Ontology annotation, biological process: motile cilium assembly. The record is from RefSeq and is a predicted model, not a curated record. Gene Ontology annotation, cellular component: ciliary basal body.